UUCCCGCCACGGUGUAUUGUGUGGUGCUGGGCUGUAGAACGUGCUAAUUGUACUACAUUUCAAAGGCACAUUAGUUUUAACUUUUGUCGUUUUGUAAAUCCAAUAGCGAUGCCUACUGUUAAUGAUUGGAUCAAUAACCCACUGGGUGUUGUUGAUGGCAUGUUUGCCCAAAGUAACUCAAGUCCAGACUGGGAGAAGAAAGUGGUGGAGCACUUCAAAGAGAAACUGAAACAAAACGACGCUCACACAUGGGUUCCUUCCCUGAAUGAUGUUCCCAUGCACUAUCUCAAGCCUAAUAGCCUUGUGAAAUUCCGUUGCAUGGUCCAGGAUAUGUUCGAUCCAGAAUUUUUCAUGGGCAUUUAUGAGAUGAAUGAUCCCACAACAAACUCCAAACUGUUGAAAUGUGGAAAGUACAAAGAUGUAACAGAGUGUGGGCAGGUGGACUUUAACUCAAGUAACACUGUGACAUCAGAGAGACAGACCUUCUAUUGCAUCCCCAUCCCAGGAGAAUCUCAAUGGGUGAAGGAAAGCUAUGCAGGCUCCAGUCAGGCACGAGUGGAGCCCUCCACUUCUUAUGCCCCGUAUCGGCAUAAGCGCAGCUACGAGGAGGAUGAUGAGAUGGACACGCAGCCGCAACAGAUGAAAGAUCCCAACCAAGGAGCUCAGAGUUCUGCAGAUUCUCAUGGCAACAUGGAGUCGAAGCGUCAAGAGACAGAAGCCCCCAAUCAUAACUCAUCACCUUCACACUGCACCUCCAGUCUGGAUCUCAACUUCCCUUUGCCUGGGGAGAAGGGCCCAGCCUGCCUUGUUAAGGUAUAUGAGGACUGGGACAGUUUCAAACUGAAUGACAUGUUAGAAGUAUUUGGCAUUCUCUCUGUGGACCCUGCACUGAGCGUGAUUGCAGAUGAGAGAGAGACAUCUUCACUGUUGGAUCCCACAGAAGGCAUGGAGACUGUAGAGGAGCAAAGAGUCCACAGCCCACCAGCGUCGCUCGUACCACGACUGCACAUGCUAUAUGCCCAGCCCCUUGUGCACAACAACCCAUUACUGCCCUCUGGUGCCUCAGAGGAGAACGGAGACUAUUUAACCAGUGUUCUUGGGGAAUUGGUAGCAGUCAGAGCAGAGCUGCUCACGUACUUCACACAUGUCCUGCUGGGAGAUUCACUUGCUGCAGAGUACCUCAUUCUCCAUCUUAUCUCCAAUGUAUAUAGCAGACGUGAUGUUCUUCCUUUGGGCAAAUUUACCCUCAAUCUCAGUGGCUGUCCUCGUAGCACUCCAUACACAGAGCAUCUCUACAAGGUCAUCCAACAGCUUGUGCCAUCUUCAUACCGCUUAUGUAUGAGCUUGCAUAAUAUGAAUAACCAGCGCAUGGUGCCCCAGAAAGACUACACGGCUAACCGCCUGGUGAGUGGGACUCUUCAGCUGGCCAAUAACACAUCCCUGUUUCUGGAUGAGACGCAGCUGGAACAGGGCCAACUGGACACCACAGGUGUGCGGAACAUCACUGCUCUGGGGAACCUGAUCUCCUGGCAGAAGGUUGAUUACGAUUUCAACUACCACCAGAUGGAAUUCCCCUGCAAUAUUAACGUGCUUAUUGCAUCCGAGGGCCGUUCUCUCCUCCCGUCUGACUGUCAGGUCCACCUUCGACCCAUGCUGAAUCCACCUAACCUUGUGGAGUACCUGAGUGCAGUGCAGGUAGCACAGAUUCCAUCUCAUCUAAACAAAUACCGCAUCUACCUGAGCGUAGCACGUGCCCUAAACUACACCAUCUCUGAUGAGAUCACAAAGGCAGUGGAAGAGGACUUUGUAGACAUGCGUAAAGAUGACCCACAGAGUAUGUCUGCAGAAGACCUUCAUAGAUUGCUGGUUGUUGCAAGAUUGCUGUCAUUAAGUCAUGGACAGAACACACUUUCAAGAGAUGGCUGGAUGAAAGCCAAGCAGCUGGAGGCCUUGAGAAUAAGUAGAACACAACAGCAGAAAUGUUUGAAUGGAAAUGAGCCUUAAAAUAUUUUACUUAUUGCAAAUACUUAAAGGAUUAUCAUACUUGUUAAUAUGUUGGGUUAAAAUAUAAAAUGUUUUCAUAUGGUGUAUGAUUAUUGUACAGCUCAAGGUUUUUUUUUGUUUUUUUUUUUACUUUAAACGUUUGGGUAAAAACUUACACUGGUUAAGUAGGGAAUUGUUUUUUAUACAAUGCUUCAAAUGUUUUUAAAUUUGUUAACAUAAGCAAAUGCAGAUGUAUGACAAAGUAUAACUGCCUUACUGCAAAUAAUUACACACUUGGCACUUCUGGGUAUUAAAGAAAAAUAAAGUUUUGAUAACCUAGUGUAAUUCUAUAUAUAUUGUCAAUGUAACAAUAAGAAUUUGGGAUUCUUGUCAUUUUCCCAAAUGCAUAAACCGUGCGAUUGCAUGAUUUCCUUGUUAAACAUGGCAAAGGCUGUAUUACGAAGACAGUGCCCAAGCUGACAUGUUAAUGUGGUGUUUUGAAAUGUAACACCAGAGCAUUCUUCUCUGUUUAGUGUUGCAUUUCAUAGUCUGACUAUGGGAGCCACAAAACAGUCACACCACAUCUGAAUGCAAAAUAUCUAUUACAAUUUAUCUCAAUGCUAUUAAAGGAAUAGUUCACCCAAAAAUGAAAAUUCUUUCAUCAUUUACUCACCCUCAUGCUGUACCAAAUGGAAAUAUUAGCUAAUAUUAUGGAAUUAUGUUAGAUACAUACUAUAUGCUGCUUACACACUGUCACUGAUGACAAAAUUAAAAAUAUUUUAAAUUAAAAUUUCUCUUUUAAAAUAGUAUUGUCUUUUAUUACAUCUAAAUAUUCCUUUCAAAAAUACAUAUUUAAUGGAAGUGCAUGCUUAUCCAGUUAAAUAAUAAUUUACUGGUAUAAUCAAAUUAGACAUGACAUUUGACAUUAGGAAUAUAUUCCCCCAUAUUAUUGUACAUAAUAUUUAGCGUUAUAUAUAGUAGAUAUGUGGCUGCUAGUGUGCAAUCGUAUUUUAGAGCACCUUGUGCCAAUAAAGCGAUUUCCAUUUGUAUGCUCGUGUUACGUAGGUGUAGGACGUUGUGUGUAUUGGAUAGAACAGAUGCUAAAAUAAUAAAACAAAUUUAAAAACAUCCCAUCUCCACACAUUACAUUUUUGAACCACGAUGCAUCGUGCCACGAUAAACCGUUACACCCCUAAUAUAAAAACAAAAUGCUUUUGUAAUUGUCUACAUUUAUUUCUACACUUGCAUUCAUAUUUAAAUUACAUCUAUGAAUUAUUAUAAUAACUAUAAAACCAGCAAUGAUCAUGAUGAUAAAAAUAAUGGAAUCUGAGUAAAUAUUAUGCAUUUUAUUGGGGCCUGGGUAGCUCAGCGAGUAUUGACACUGACUACCGCCCCUGGAGUUGCGAGUUCGAAUCCAGGGUGUGCUGACUCCAGUCAGGUCUCCUAAGCAACCAAAUUGGCCCGAUUGCUAGGGAGGGAGAGUCACAUGGGUCAACCUCCUCAUGGUCGCAAUUAGUGGUUCUUGCUCUCAAUGGGGCGUGGAGGGUAGGAUGAGCCUCCACAUGCUGUGAGUCUCUGCAGUGUCAUGCACAGCAAGCCAUGUGAUAAGAUGCGCAGAUUGACGGUCUCAGAAGCAGAGGCAACUGAGACUUGUCCUCCGCUACCUGGACUGAGGUGAGUAACCACAUCACCAUGAGGACCUACUAAGUAGUGGAAAUUGGGCAUUACAAAUUGGGAGAAUUUUUUUUAAUUUUUUUUUUUUUAUACAUUUUAUUGAAUUCAUCCAUCUGCUCAACAGCAAGGUUUGGUAGCAAACCUCAAAAAACAAUUCACAAAACCAACAACAUUACUAACGUUCUUUAAAGCCUAUUUUUAUUUAUUUUAUUUUUUAUCUUCUCUAUUUUUCAAGGGGCUGGGUGCUCUGACAUGGCAAUUGAGUGCCUUCUCCCAUGCAAUGAACAUUGUGUGACUGUGGCAAAGUUUUUGCAAAAUCUAAUUAUGUAAUUCAUUACACAUUUAAUGGAAGUUAAAUGUCCAUUGUGUGCUGCUAAAAGCAAGUGAAAUGUCUUAAACCUAAACCUCACCGAUAGUGUCAUAAAAAGCAAAUGUGAGAUGAAAAACAAUUUAUGAAGCAACCAUGUCAUUUUGUGGUGCUUCUAUAACACUUUCGGCUCUUGUGUCGACUCGCAUGCUCUUCAGGACUCGUACCCUGGUCCUUUGCAUCACAUAUGCAACACUAUUAGUUGAGCUACUGCAAAAUUUGAUCACAUUCAAACAAGCUGGUAAAUGUACUGUAGUUGGUUGUGUAAUGCAAAUGUUAAAAUGUGUCAUGAGCUAUAGUAAAAGUGUUUAGAUGUCAUAAGAUAGCAUUGUGUGGGAACAGAGCGAAAAGUGUUUAUGAGCUGAUAAUCUGCUGUUUUAGUUGUGAUUUGAGUGAAAGGGGAUAAAAGUCAUUGUUGUUUUAGCGUCUCUAGUGUUCAUUCCACCAGGAAAUUGCCAUGUUACAUACAACAUUUUGUAAUCAUUUUGCAAAAAUGUAGUUACUGUAACAUGAUUCUAUGAUCAGGUUGCAAAUGCCACUGGGGGAGAAAUAUGACAGUCGUCAGAGACAGUAAAAACCAAUCGAAUUUAACAAUAUCCUCUCUCACACAACCUCCUCCAUUUCAUUCUAGCUAGAAAUGUUACUUUUUACUUUUUUAAUACUUAAGUACAAUUUAAAAUAAAUACGUUUUUACUUUCAAGUAUAUUUUUGGCUAGAUACUUGGACUUUUAAUUGAGUAAAAUGUUCACUCAGUAUCCAUACUUUCACUUAAGUAUAAUUUCUGAGAACCUUUUACACCCCUGGUUUAGUCCAUCUCUUCUGAAGCAAAACAGACCAAAAAAAUAACUCCCUUAACUUUUUACUAUAAAUCUUGACAUCAGCAGUCUCCUUGGCAAUCAUGAUUUCAAGCUUACUUCCUAGCACCAUUUAGCUCUUGGCAAAAUGUACAGUGAAAAAAAAAAAAAGACUCAUAUUUAUUUGGAUAUUAGUUGGAUCGCCUCAGACCACAUGGAUUUAACCACUGGAGUCUUAUGAAUCAUUUUUAUGCUGCCUUAAUGUGCAUUUGGAGCUUUAAAGUUUUGGUCACCAUCUACUUGCAUUGUAUUGACUUACAGAGCUGAGAUAUUCUUCUAAAAAUCUUUGUGUUCUGCAGAAAAAAUAAAGUCAUACAAAUGUGGCAUGAGGGUGAGUAAAUGAUUAAUUUAUAUUUUGGGGUGAAAUACUCCUUUAAAAGGUCUUCUCUGGGAGGAACCACAUUUUGGAAAAGAGGUUGCCAUGCUUACCACGUUUGUAAUCCUUUGGAAAACAAUUCUCAAGUGAUAUCUACAAGUACUUAAAGAAAACAUUGUUCCAGAAGUGAAAAUUAUGGAAGCAUAUUCUAGUCAUUCAAUCAUCAAUAAUCAGGUGCUAAUCAAACUUGUAAAUGAAUCAAAUGACAUUUUCUUCUAAUUAUUUACUUUUAAAAAAAAAAAAAAAAAAAAAAAAAGAUACAUCCCAUAACAUUUUAAAAUACAGCAGUUUAUACAAUAGUUAAGGUUUUUUAACAUAGGAAAUGCUGGGGUAUAAGCGUGUUAAAUUCUUUUUUAUUUUAUUUAUUUUUUUAAUAAAUAAUCUGCAAUAAAAAGCUGGUUACAAUGGAUGGAAACAAUUCACAAACAUUUAUGGAAAAUGGAAAGAUACUGGAAAUGCGCUUGAUGUGAAAGUUAUGGACAAAUUCAUAAACAAAAAUGGAUGUGGGACAAAAUAAUACAAAAUGAGAUGUCAGUUCAGUUACAAAAAUGAAAAUGAAAAGGUGAAUUCAAAAGCACUUUGUGAUAAAUAACUAGGGAACAACCACAAGGAUAGUGCAACUUUUUAUGCAUAGAAAAAAAAAUAAAAA
Messenger RNA from Myxocyprinus asiaticus (Chinese sucker), 5903 nucleotides. RefSeq names its product mini-chromosome maintenance complex-binding protein. The transcript has 16 exons. NCBI's taxonomy places the organism in Eukaryota, Metazoa, Chordata, Actinopteri, Cypriniformes, Catostomidae. The record is from RefSeq and is a predicted model, not a curated record. Bases 109 to 2004 code for a protein of 631 amino acids. Gene Ontology annotation, biological process: DNA-templated DNA replication. Gene Ontology annotation, molecular function: chromatin binding.